Messenger RNA from Candidula unifasciata, 1804 nucleotides. The record is from the annotation of a GenBank genome assembly. Lineage: Eukaryota; Metazoa; Mollusca; Gastropoda; Stylommatophora; Geomitridae.
AUGGGUCUUUCAGGGGAGGAUGAAGAGAAUAUCUUACAGCGUUUCGAGGAGAUAUGCCUCGACUUGAACAUGGAUGCCACGACUAAAGAAGAGGCAUGGCAAAACUACCAAAAAAUUCAGACCAAUUUCACUCUAGAGGGUGACCAGAUGCACUGGCUGGCAUGUGCACUGUAUGAAGCCUGCCGCCGUACAUCUGUUCCAACAGUUGGUCGUGGGACUGUGGAAGGGAACUGUGUCUCACUGACCAGGUUACUCAGAUCAUCCAAGUUCAGGUCUGUCCACAGCCUCAUCCAGUUCUUCAACAAGAUGCGCAAGUGGUCUGACAUGGCCAGUCUGCCCAAAAGUUUCCGCGACAAAAUUGACAAACUGGAGCGCAACUUUGCUGUUUCCACGGUGAUCUUCAAGAAGUUUGAGCCCAUCUUCCUGGACAUAUUUGUCAAUCCUGCCCAGGAAGUGCCUCGACAACAGAGGAGUAGAAAACAGAGACGACAUCCAUGCACAUCCAAUGAAGUCUUCAGCUUUGCCUGGACCAUGUUUGUACAAGUGAAAGGUAAUUUCCCAGCCAUCAGUGACGACCUGGUCAACUCCUACCACUUGCUGCUAUGUUGUAUAGACUGGAUCUAUUCUAAUGCUCUCCUUAGUGCUAGGAAAGAUCUGCUCAACUGUGAUUUUGAAGGUUUGCCAGACGACAUACAGAACGUCAACUGGAAGCCAGGGACUGAGGUGCCUUGUGUCAUCCAACUGCUGUGUGAGAAGCAUGAUGGGCUGGUGGUGGAGGCCAAGACCAUCAAGGAGCAUUGGUGGAAGCCUCACAUCAAGAGACUCUUUGAGAAGAAGGUUCUGCACGGCAAGGCCACCAAUUUGUCCGGAGUGCUAGACCUAAGCAGCUUUGAGGAAAAUGUAAAAACGGUGAACAGUUUGUAUGAAGAGUAUGUGCUCAGCGUGGGAGAUUUUGAUGAAAGAAUUUUCCUCGGUGAUGAUGCCAAUGAAGAGAUUGGAACCCCAGGCAGUCAGAACACCACCUCAGAUCUAGCAGCACAAAUGCAGAACAAACAUUCACUGAGACAACACUUCGAUGAAACAAAAUCCCUGACACCAUCCACACCAUUAACUGGCAGAAGGUACUUGAGGGAGAAAGACCCCAGUGUGACACCAGUCUCCACCGCCACACAGAGUGUGUCCCGCCUGCAGACCUUGCUGUCUGGCUCCAAAACCACUCCUUCAGAGGCUCUGUUGGAGAUCUUCAAAACCUGCAGCACCAACCCACUGGCUGAGAUUGUCCAGAGAGUCAAGGAGAUGGGUGAGACCUUCUGUAAACAUUAUGCAAAAUCAUCAGAGGGCCACCCAGGCAGUAGGGCCGACUUUGCCCGCAAGCGCCUCCAGCUGGCAGAGAGCUUGUACUACAAGUCCCUGGAGGCAAUUGUCCAGGGGGAGAGGAAGAGGUUGACUGCAGGUGACACCAAGGAUAUCAACUUGUUGGGUCUCCUGGAGCAUGAGUUCUUCCAUCGGUCACUGUUUGCCUGCUGCCUGGAGAUUGUCAUUUACUCAUAUAAUUCCCAGAGUAUCAGUAUUUUCCAGUCUGUACCCAUCAGAUUUGGAACAAUAAUCAACCACAUUCUGGAAAGUUAUGCAUGGAAAGGCAACUCGCCACUGUGGGAUGCCCUCAAGGAGAGUUCUGUGCCUACUUGUGAAGAGGUGUUACCGUCAAAUCAAAUAGAACUCAGCAAACAAAAUGCAGCACCGGUGGCUAAACAUCCUCGACUGCGUUCUCUGGUCGGUGACAUCAGAUCCGUGAUACAGAAAG